Molecule: messenger RNA, 3172 nt
Organism: Boeremia exigua
Lineage: Eukaryota; Fungi; Ascomycota; Dothideomycetes; Pleosporales; Didymellaceae
Product: PRP1 splicing factor, N-terminal-domain-containing protein
Exons: 2
Coding region: 210-3002 (930 amino acids)
Biological process (GO): mRNA splicing, via spliceosome; spliceosomal tri-snRNP complex assembly
Cellular component (GO): U4/U6 x U5 tri-snRNP complex; catalytic step 2 spliceosome
Molecular function (GO): protein binding
Source: RefSeq, a predicted model, not a curated record
GUAAUUUCUACACCACACCAUUGCCACCCCGUAAAGGCUCUGCGAAGCUUUCCAAAGCUGCAUAGCUCCAGCUAUAGCCACAAACAUCAAUACAAAUACAAGGCAUACGCGACGAUUCAAGCUUCGGCACCAGACGAGGUUUGCUGGGCCUCCAGAGCCCGCGCGACUAAGACCGAAAACGCCCUCAAGAUACGCAAACCACCGCCAAGAUGAGCAGACGCGACUUCCUGUCUAUGCCCGCGCCCGAGAACUAUGUGGCUGGUCUCGGGCGUGGUGCCACUGGAUUCACAACCCGAAGUGACUUGGGUCCGGCGAGAGAGGGUCCUUCGGAGGAGCAGAUGAAGGAGAUGCUGGCGAAGCGCGCCGCUUCUCUGGGACAAGCUGCUCCGUCUGCGUACGGCGUCACAGAGAAGAAAGAAGAAGAAGACGACGAGGCAGACCGCUUUCAAGAUCCCGACAACGAAGUUGGUCUGUUCUCGAGCGGCAUGAACUACGACAAGGAAGACGAUGAGGCGGAUAGGAUCUACCAAGAAGUCGACGAGAAGAUGGACAAGCGACGGCGAGCAAGAAGGGAAGCUCGCGAGCAACAAGAACGAGACGAAUACGAAAAGAACAACCCGAAAAUCCAACUUCAAUUCGCCGACCUGAAGCGUGCGCUCGGCGCCGUUUCCGAAGAAGAAUGGGCAGCGCUGCCAGAGGUGGGAGACAUGACGGGCAAGGCGAAGCGUGCAAGAGAAGCCCGCAUGGCGAACGCACGUUCGUAUGCAGUACCCGACAGCGUCCUGUCAGCGGCGUCCAAGUCUGGAGAGCUCGAGACAUCCAUUGCCACGGACGAUGCAAGUUCGGGCACCAUGACCAACUUCGCCUCCAUCGGUGCUGCGCAGAAGUCGGCCCUUCAAGUCCGACUGGACUCGGCAGCUUCCAACCCCGGCACUCAGACCGCAACGACUUCUGGGACAGCGACCUCGGUCGACCCGAAGGGCUACAUCACGGCCUUGGACAAGAAAGAAAUGCAGGGCGGCGAAGUUCCGGUGGAAGAUAUCAACCGAGCGCGAGUGUUGCUGGAAUCUGCCGUCAAGACGAACGUCACCAAUGGCCCGGGUUACGUCGCGCUGGCACGUCUGGAAGAGGUCGCAGGAAAGCUUCACACGGCAAGGAAAGUCAUUGAAAGGGGGUGUGAAAUGUGUCCAAAGUCAAGAGUCGUGUGGGAGGAGGCUAUCAGGUUGAGCCGCGAGAACGUUCACAACGCCAAGAUCAUCGCAGCGAGCGGCAUCAAGCUCAACCCCAAGGCUAUUGAGCUGUGGAAGGCAGCUAUUGAUCUAGAGCAGACGCCAGCAGCGAGGAAGAAGGUCACCCGACAAGCAUUGGACCACAACCCACAGUCUGUGGAGCUGUGGAAGAUUCUGAUCAACGACACAGAGGAUGUUGAAAAUGUGAAGCUGUUGUUCGCAAAAGCUACAGAUACAGUCCCACUUUCAGAAGAGCUCUGGAUCUCCUACGCACGUGUGAGCGAUGCCGAUGCGGCCCAGCAGGUCCUGAACAAGGCUCGCAAAGCCAUUCCUACUAGCUGGGCGAUUUGGGUGCAGGCUUGCAGACUGCAAGAAGAGCUCGGAAAGGUCGACAUCUGCGACAGGAUUAUGGAACGUGCGGUCAAGGCUUUGAUCAAGGAGAAUGCCAUGAUAAAGCGCGAGGAGUGGCUGGCCCAGGCCGAAAUCUGCGAAGAGGAGGGCGACAGGGUCACUGCAGCCUCCAUCGUGAAGGCGACUGUUGGCUGGGGGCUGGACGAGGACGACGAACGCCGCGACAUCUGGCUUGAAGAUGCAAAGAGCAUCUCCAACCGAGGCCGAUACGAAACUGCGCGAGCCAUCCUCGGACACUGUGUGUCGAUCUUCCCGUACUCAACAACCGUGUGGCACGCGUCUGCCGACCUGGAGAAGCACCACGGAACGACCGAGUCCAUGCUCAGCGUUCUCGAGCGCGCUGUCAACGCUUGUCCAAAGUCAGAAACGCUGUGGUUGCUGUAUGCACGAGAGAGGUGGCAGUCCGGAGACGUCGAAGGCGCUCGGCAAGUUCUAGGCCGCUCUUUCGAACAGCUGCCGGGUAACGAAAACCUGUACACGCGAGCUGUCGACUUCGAAGCGGAUGCCGGUAACUUCGAGCAGGCGCGCAGUUUCCUGAAGGUUGCACGGGAAUCGGCUGCCACGGACCGCAUAUUUAUGAAAUCUGCGAGUCUCGAGCGCCAACUCGGCGACUUCGAAACCGCAAUCGACAUCUGCAACCAGGGCAUCCAGAACUGGCCCGGCAGCUGGAAACUGCACGCCAUCAAAGGCCAAGUCUACGAGCAACUCUCCAAGCUCAAAGAAGCCCAAGAAGCCCUCAGCCUCGGCACCCGCGCCGCCCCCAAAGCGCCCAUGCUCUUCAUCCUGCUCUCGCGCCUGCAAGAGAAAACCGGCGCCGUCGUCAAGGCCCGCUCCACCCUCGACCGCGGGCGGCAGCAGAACCCCAAAAACCCGUCCAUCCUCCUCGAAGCCGUGCGCCUCGAGCGCCGCCGCGGCGAUAUCCCCGCCGCGCAGAAAGUCAUGGCCACGGCCCUCCAGGAGUGCCCGGCCUCGGGCGCCCUCUGGGCCGAGAAGAUCAUGCACCUCGAGCCGCGCACGCAGCGCAAGCCGCGCGCACUCGAAGCCAUCAAGAAAGUCGAAAAGGACCCGCAGCUCUUCGUCGUCGUGGCGCGCAUCUUCUGGGCCGAGCGCCGGCUCGACAAGGCCGCGACGUGGUUCACCAAAGCCGUCGUCCUCGACCCAGACUACGGCGAUGGCUGGGUCUGGUACUACAAGUUCCUCGAGCAGCACGGCACCGAGGACAAGAAGGCCGAGGUCCUGAGUAAGGUCGCGCUGGCUGAGCCGCGCCACGGCGAGGUCUGGCAGAGCGUCAGGAAGGAUCCGAGGAACGUAAGGCUGGGCGUCGAGGACGUGCUGAAGCUCGCGGCGGCGCGCGCGGAGUAGCACCGGUCCUGUCCGGCCAAGUGGAGGGCGGUGUGUAGACACGGUAGACUCGAUAGACGCGGCGCCGCCGGCCCGCAGGAAGAUAUCCUUUGCCAUUGCUCGCAGCCUCCCCGCGUCCAUCCGCGCCCGCCGUGCUUCGUCCCCGUCCCCUGGCUCCAGCAGUGCUCCCG